Macadamia integrifolia is the source of this 1184-nucleotide messenger RNA. Its product is annotated as mitochondrial pyruvate carrier 1-like. The transcript has 5 exons. Gene Ontology annotation, biological process: pyruvate import into mitochondria. The record is from RefSeq and is a predicted model, not a curated record. The coding region runs from base 503 to 826 and encodes 107 amino acids. Gene Ontology annotation, cellular component: mitochondrial inner membrane. NCBI's taxonomy places the organism in Eukaryota, Viridiplantae, Streptophyta, Magnoliopsida, Proteales, Proteaceae.
UUUUUUUGUGAAUUGACCCGUGUUUGCGAGCAGCGGAGGGGCUCCCAGUGGGAAUGGCCUUCAUUAUUGCUUUGGAUAAGCAGAAGCUCACCCUGCCUGCCAAACCUUUCUCUGAACACAAAUUAAAAGGUAAUCGAGGGAACAACGAGGUUUGUGGGAGGAAGAGUGGUCUAGGAAGAAAGGAAGUGGGAUGUGAGAUAAAAGUCUUAUGAUCCAGCUAUUUGGGGUACUCCAAAGAUCUUUGGUGCAGAGGAGUCUUCGGCUUUGUCUUUGUAGGACCUUAGGACGUCAAAACUAUCUUAAAUUAAAAGAAACAGAAAAAUAAGGGCAGGGGAAGGAGGAUAGGAUUUGGGUUGAGGUGGAGUUGACCCCUUUCUCUCUGGAUCGAGAUUCUCUCUCUCUCUCUCUCUCUUUGUUGAAAUUCAAUUCAGCUACCCUCCUCGUCAGUAUUUGAUUCUCUCUUUCAAAGCGUUCAAGGUUCCUUAGAAACAAUCAGUGAAAAAUGUCAAACUUCAGAGCUUUCUGGAACAGCCCAAUGGGUCCCAAAACAACUCAAUUUUGGGGGCCUAUUGCUAAUUUUGGAUUUGUUGCUGCUGGAUUGAUAGACACACAGAAACCCCCGGCGAUGGUAUCCGGCAACAUGACUGCAGCAAUGUGUGUAUAUGCAGCUCUGUUCAUGAGGUUCUCCUGGAUGGUGCGACCUCGCAAUUAUAUGAUUCUGGCAGGUCAUGUCUGCAAUGAGACAGUGCAGCUCUAUCAGCUUUCUCGUGUUGUGAAGGCUCACGGGUACUUGGGCCAAAAGAAAGAGGAAGCUAAACAGCAGUAGCUUGUAUAUCAUGCUUUCUUUUUCCCCUUUAGUCAGGAGCUCUUGCUUGAUUUUCUGCAGACACUAUAUAUAUAUAUAUAUAUAUAUUAUAUUCUGCAUUGUCCUGGCACAUUUGACUCUUUAUUAUACAAAAACUGGGGGCCUUCACAAUUUAGAAAAAUUGAGUAAUUCGUCGUUGGCUGAUUUCAUUAUAUAAAUUGUGCUUGUAAAACAUUAUAUGAUAACUGGAUUCUAUAGCCUCAGUGGCCUCUUUUGGUAAUGGACUAACCUUGAGGCCAAAGUUUUGGAGGCUUGGUAGAGAUUGAAGGGUAAGGUUGAACAAUUGUAGAAUACUUUAUAUUUUGUUAAGUGUUAAAAA